AUCUCCUGUGCUUGGUAUUCUGCAAAUCAGAAAGCCAACAGAUUCUGGCCUACCAUCCCGAUCUCUUUCUUAUUAAAAUAUAUGGGUUCUUUCUUGGUGGCUUUGCAUGGAACUCAACAUUUUAUACCUUGGGGGAUAAUUAGCAGUUUUGAGUAACUAAAUUGAAAUCAUUUUUGCUGUGUGUCUGAAGUUACUUUCUUGUUAAAUUCAAUGAGAGAUUCCGCUGAGGAGACAGUUCGUAGCCCUCCGUCUCCCAUGCAGCGAAGACUGAGUUAGGCAGUGUUCACUGGAGUAACUGGAAGUCCCUGGAGGCACAGAGGCAUUUGCUGACUAAUUCUUAUUCUCUCCUUGGUUGAGUACACUAACACUUCUUCACGGUGAAGAAAGGCUUACGUCUGAGGAAAAACUGCCUCUUGUCAGAGGUGUUUUCAUUCAUUCUUUCAUUUUCUUCCAUUAAGAGAAAUUCACUGAAAAAAAAAAAAAUUUGUUUCCCAUUUCUGUUAUCUAAAACAAUGAGUGUUGUUGAGAUGACCUUGCCAUGGGCCCUAAACUAUACUUCUAAACCAAAAAAGGGCUUUGAACACAGAGCUCUUAGAAAUCCUGUGUGAAUACAGACUUUCACUGAAAAGCUGUUUCAUGACAGAAAGACUUCGCUUUGCCCCAGGCCAUUGUGACUGUGCAGUGAAUGCUGGUAGUAGUGUUUUUCUCUUUGUUGGCUGUUAAUCCAGUGAAGACAAUAGUGACUGUAGUGGUACUUGGGCAGUUUCAGCACUAAACAAGCUAACUUCCAUUUCUCUCAUAGAGAUCAUUUUUGGCAUUUAAAACACAUGCCUUUAGAAAACAGGUUUGGGUGUAUGUAAACACAGGGUUAAUCCUCCACACCCUCGACUCCAGAGCUGUUGACAAUGUCAUGCUUUGCAGAUUUUAAAAUAAACUUUUGGUCACUGUUUGCAGCUUGGUAUUUUCCCUUCCUAUUUUUUACUCCCUCCUAAAUAAACCUCUUUGUUAAAUAACUGAUGUUUCUGGAUCAUGGAAAAUAGUAAGUUUAAAACACACAGAAUAUAUCCAAGUUAACUACUAAUCUGAUGACAGUUUUUUGAACGUGGACUUCUACUUUUAUUUCUUAGGUAAGAAGGGCCAGAAAGGGGCCUGUCACAAAAAUAGCAGGAUUCCAUGUUGGUAUCGCAAUGGCAGUAAUAUUGCUGACUUCUUACUGGAAAACAGGCAGCUCUGGGCAGCCUCUUUUCUGUAUGGUAUUUAAGUUAACUUACUACGAAAACCACAUGCACACCCUUCUUCAAUUUUCCUUCCUUUUUAUGGGGGGAUGGUGGUGGUGAUUUUUUCUCCUAUCUGGCAUAUGGGCGGGAAUGUUUUCUCCAGCUGGGUUCCUUUUCUCCAGUACUUCCCUGUCUGACAAUCAUAUUAUGCGUAAGACUGCCUCAUACAUGCAUCUUUUAAAUGAAAAAUGUUGUACUAGCAGGAGACAGACCGCUCGCUGGCGGUGCUGUAAGUCGUGCCCCUUCCACUUAGCUAUUUUGUUCCUUGCAGAUCAUGUUCUAAUUAUUUAGCAUUAAAGGGACGCUAAUUCUGUGGGGCGUGUAAUCGUAUUUAUAGUACGUUUUAUUGGUUUGCAUUCCAUCGUGGUAGGGUGGUGAUAUCAUAAAUAACAGAGAAACAUAACAUCCGAUGCUUGUGAAAGGGUUUUCCUGCAGACCAGGCGUUUUUACUUGUGAUUAUUCGGUUCGGUGGGGAGGCGGGGAGACGCUGUGGUGCCGUGUGUUCCAGGCCCGGCCUCUCGUAUUGGUUAGAGAGUCCGGGUGCCCCGCUUUGUUCGGAAGGCACUGUCCUGUGAAUGUGAUGCGGUGUAGAUUUAUAGCAGCGUGGCUCGGAGUGUGUUUGCUGCCUUAGUCAGCUGUGAGAGCUCCCUGCUGGGGCCACUCCUGUCUGAUGGAAAAGCAGCAGCUGGGAAGGUGCUGUUUCAGGCUCUUGCUGUUUAAAAAAAAAAAAUGAGAGCGAGAGGGGGGAAAACUCCACUAAGUCCACAAGCUGGCAUUGGAGGGGGAGACCGCGGUCAUGUGGUUCUGGCCAUCCUACCCUCUGUCACAGUGUGGAUGAGAGCUUUUUGCUCUUAUCCAAUCAUGCCUGGAAUGCCGCUUGCCACUUGGGUUAUUUCUGCUAUCUGUCGCUCUUGGUGCCGCAGUGCUAACGGUUUGGCAGAUGGGACACUUUUUCUUGGAGUUUGUGUCUUUAGUUUUUGACUUCUGGCAGCGCCGGGCUUGUUGUUGCCGCUCGCCUUGUCCCUCCCUGCCCCCCUGGGCACCAUGGCCCAUCGGCUUCGGUUUCAUUUUGGCUCUGGGCGCAGCAACACAGCCCCCGAAUCAGAGAUCCUAGACCAGGAGAGAGAAGACGACUUUUUCAUGGCAUUCCACACCCUCCCGCGGAGGAGCGGCCCUCACCCCUUCGCCCAGAACGGAGCGGAGGACGGCGGCGGCGGCCUGCAGGAGGGCGUGGGAGCGCUCAAACGAAGCACGUCCAUGUUCAUCCCGCAGCUCCUGAGCCCCGUCGACGCGCGUCCCACCCGCAGCUCGUCGGUGCAGAUCUCGCUGCAGCGCAAGGCGGCCGACGGGGCCCCCGACGGGUGCGUGCCACCCGAGGGCCCGGACGGCGACGCGGGGCCCCCGGAGCCCAAGGCCCCCGAGAGCUCGCCUCCGAUGGCAGCCAGGGUGGCGGGCCCCCAGGUCAACGGCACGUGCGGCCGCCGAGCGCUGGGCCCCGUGGCUGCCGAGGGCAGCGAGGAGGCCGAGCCGCAGGGCCGCCGGGGGCCCGAGGGCGCCGGGCUCCGCAUCCAGCACCGCGCCUCCAGCGCCGACGUGCGCCAGGUGAGGCUGACGCCCUUCGGGGCCGACGGCCAGAGCGGCCCUGCGGCGCCCGAGCCCCGGCGCUGGUCCCUGCAGCACGUUCCAGAUGCUUCUGGAAGUUCCGGGAAGCGGUGCUUUGUCUUCCAGUUGCAGCAGCCGCAACCAGGCGCGCCGGGGCUGGGCGGCGACUUCAACUUCGGUUUCACCGGCACGAAGGGGGACAGGUUGGUGAGGUAUCCCCGUAUCCGGCUGGAAAGGAGCACCUCGUACCCCACGCAGCCCCGAGCGGAGCGCGGGAGCCCCACGGAAGAGCGGGGACACCCGGAGACGCCGCCUCGGGGCCGCAGGGUGGCUCCCGAAAUCCACAGGGCGAAUUCCGUGGAAAGGACGCCACAGGGUCAGGGCUGCACGUUUAAGAUCAGGCAAGAUCAAAACGCGGGGCAACAGCAUUUUAGAAUUCUUGUGACUCGGGGGCCAGAAGAAGCUCUCCAGGAUCCCGAGGAGAAUAAUGCCACCAGCCCUGGUUCCGCGGUGGCCGGAGCCCCGACGCGAGACGACUUCCUGGGCCAGGUGGACGUGCCCCUUAGCCAUCUCCCGACAGAAGAUCCGACCAUGGAGCGGCCCUAUACAUUUAAGGAUUUUCUCCUCAGACCAAGAAGUCAUAAAUCUCGAGUUAAGGGAUUUUUGCGAUUGAAAAUGGCCUACAUGCCGAAAAAUGGAGGUCAGGAUGAAGAAAACAGUGAGCAGAGGGAUGACAUGGAGCAUGGGUGGGAAGUUGUUGACUCCAAUGACUCAGCAUCUCAGCACCAGGAGGAGCUUCCUCCCCCUCCUCUGCCCCCCGGGUGGGAAGAAAAAGUGGACAAUUUAGGCCGAACUUACUACGUCAACCACAACAACCGGACCACUCAGUGGCACCGACCGAGCUUAAUGGAUGUGUCCUCCGAGUCGGACAGUAACAUCAGGCAGAUCAACCAGGAGGCAGCCCACCGGCGCUUCCGCUCGCGUAGACACAUCAGCGAGGACCUGGAGCCAGAGCCCACCGAGGGUGGGGACGGCCCUGAGCCUUGGGAGACCAUUUCAGAAGAAGUGAAUAUCACUGGAGACUCCCUCAGUCUGUCACUGCCCCCACCGCCAGCCUCCCCAGUGUCUCGGACCAGCCCUCAGGAGCUGUCUGAGGAACUGAGCAGAAGGCUUCAGAUCACUCCAGAUUCCAACGGGGAGCAGUUCGGCUCUUUGAUUCAAAGAGAGCCCUCCUCGAGGUUGAGGUCGUGCAGUGUCACUGACGCGGUUGCGGAGCAGGCUCAUCUCCCCCCGCCCAGUGCCCCAGCUAGGAGAGCACGUUCAUCAACUGUCUCGGGUGGUGAGGAGCCAACGCCGUCAGUGGCCUAUGUACAUACCACGCCGGGCCUACCUUCAGGCUGGGAAGAAAGAAAAGAUGCUAAGGGACGUACAUACUAUGUCAAUCAUAACAAUCGAACCACAACUUGGACUCGACCUAUCAUGCAGCUUGCAGAAGAUGGUGCAUCUGGAUCCGCCACAAACAGUAACAACCAUCUAAUCGAGCCUCAGAUCCGCCGGCCUCGUAGCCUCAGUUCGCCAACUGUAACUUUAUCUGCCCCUCUGGAGGGUGCCAAGGACUCACCCAUCCGUCGGGCUGUGAAAGACACCCUUUCCAAUCCACAGUCCCCACAGCCAUCACCUUACAACUCCCCCAAACCACAACACAAAGUCACUCAGAGCUUCCUGCCACCCGGCUGGGAAAUGAGGAUAGCGCCAAACGGCCGGCCCUUCUUCAUUGACCAUAAUACAAAGACUACAACAUGGGAAGAUCCACGCCUGAAAUUUCCAGUACACAUGCGAUCAAAGGCAUCUUUAAACCCCAAUGACCUUGGCCCUCUUCCUCCUGGUUGGGAAGAAAGAAUUCACUUGGAUGGCCGAACGUUUUACAUUGAUCAUAGCAGCCAGGUGUUAUGUGGAGAGAAUGAUACCAGAGAGUCAGUGCCCUCAUACGAUAGCAAAAUCACUCAGUGGGAAGAUCCAAGACUGCAGAACCCAGCUAUUACUGGUCCGGCUGUUCCUUACUCCAGAGAAUUUAAGCAGAAAUAUGACUACUUUAGGAAGAAAUUAAAGAAACCUGCUGAUAUUCCAAAUAGGUUUGAAAUGAAACUUCACAGAAAUAACAUUUUUGAAGAGUCCUAUCGGAGAAUCAUGUCUGUGAAAAGACCAGAUGUCCUAAAAGCUAGACUGUGGAUUGAAUUUGAAUCAGAGAAAGGUCUUGACUAUGGAGGUGUGGCCAGAGAAUGGUUCUUCUUACUGUCCAAAGAGAUGUUCAACCCCUACUAUGGUCUGUUCGAGUACUCUGCAACGGACAACUACACACUUCAGAUCAAUCCCAAUUCAGGCCUCUGUAAUGAAGAUCAUUUGUCCUAUUUCACUUUUAUUGGAAGAGUUGCUGGUCUGGCAGUAUUUCAUGGGAAACUUUUAGAUGGUUUCUUCAUUAGACCAUUUUACAAAAUGAUGCUGGGAAAGCAGAUAACUCUGAAUGACAUGGAGUCAGUGGAUAGUGAAUAUUACAACUCUUUGAAAUGGAUCUUAGAAAAUGAUCCUACUGAACUGGACCUCAUGUUCUGUAUCGAUGAAGAAAACUUCGGACAGACAUAUCAAGUGGACCUGAAGCCCAAUGGGUCAGAAAUAAUGGUAACAAAUGAAAACAAAAGGGAGUAUAUCGACUUAGUCAUCCAGUGGAGGUUUGUGAACAGGGUCCAGAAGCAAAUGAACGCCUUCUUGGAGGGAUUCACAGAACUGCUUCCUAUUGAUUUGAUUAAAAUUUUUGAUGAAAAUGAGCUAGAGUUGCUGAUGUGCGGCCUUGGUGAUGUGGACGUCAAUGACUGGAGACAGCAUUCUAUUUACAAGAACGGCUACUGCCCAAACCACCCUGUGAUUCAAUGGUUCUGGAAGGCUGUGCUGCUGAUGGACGCUGAGAAGCGCAUCCGGUUACUGCAGUUUGUCACUGGGACGUCGCGAGUACCGAUGAAUGGAUUUGCCGAACUUUAUGGUUCCAAUGGUCCUCAGCUGUUUACAAUAGAGCAAUGGGGGAGUCCUGAGAAACUGCCCAGAGCUCACACGUGCUUUAAUCGCCUUGACUUACCUCCAUAUGAAACCUUUGAAGAUUUACGAGAGAAGCUUCUCAUGGCCGUGGAGAAUGCUCAAGGAUUCGAGGGGGUGGAUUAAGCGCCCCCGGCCUCCGGUGGUUGUUCAUCGAGCAAGUCCCGCUUGCACCUUUGCAUUUGCCUGACAGACUUUGCAGAGACAGUGGCAGAAGAGCGGUUGCACGGGCGGCUCCUGGAGCAGAGCCUCCAUCCGUGACUUGCCCAGGUUCACACGUGGAACCCAGUCCUGGGUCGCGUGCCUGCGUUUUCCACCGCAAAUUAUCAACUGGUUGAUGUGUACACUAAUUACAUUUCAGGAGGACUUCUUCUAUUUAUGUUGUGCCUCUGUAGGCAAAGCCCUUAAUAAAUAUUUUACAUACUUUAUAAUGACAAUGAAUGGAAUUAAUCACUCUACAGGUAUAGUAUUACAACUCAUGUUUACUUUUUAAAAUGAUUUAGACCGAUUUUCAGAUUUUAUUUCAUUACGAUUAAAGAUGUCUCAUGUACUUGGAAAAGUGAGCAUAUUUUUUUUGUAUUUGAAUUUCAUACCAGGUUUAAUGUCAGUGACGUUUUUAUUUUUGAAGUACUUUGACACCCUGCCCUCAACUUUAUUAGAAUUGGAAGACCGAUUUUUGUCCAAAAACCUUCUACAGACAAGUACUUUGAGAGUAUUUAAAACAUAACAUUAGGCAUAAUGAUCAUUUUUUUCCAUACUCAGAGUGAAAACAAACUGGAUGUUACAUUUUUUUGUACAAAUUUAGCAUAAUAGCUGCAGGCUGAGAGAAUUGUAACAUAGCAUGACAAAUUUUGUGUUGACUUGGAGGAAUCCCGCCAUUAUUCCUUAGCCGUGAUUACGUGUGCUAGAACACAUUUGAGACAGGGUUGACUGUCAUUUCUCGUAAGAGAAAUACUUAGCCCUUCCUGAUGCUGUACAGUCCUUCUUUUCUUCUAUUUUCCUCUUCGCUGUUCGUAGUAGAGACGUUUGAAUGAAACUUGGCACGGCUUGAUUUGAAACUGUGGAAACCAGAUCUGUUUAGUCUCUUCUUCGUACGCGUUUGCUAAUGGUAGCUAAAUAACCAAUUUUUGUUCUAACUGCACCAAUUCUGAAGGCACUUUAUGUACUACAUGGAGGUCAUAUCUGGUUUUGUUUAUGUUUUGUUUUUUUAUCAUAGACAUUAAAUGUGAUGAUGAUUUCUUCUUCCUGCACACAUCUUUCCGGUGCAAUAUCUAUCAAUUGUGAAUCUGGCUGCUGGUGUAUAAAAUCUGGAUGUAAAGCUGAGCCUACAGACCUGUCCUCACCAAUUGUUCUGUGAUUUCUACUCAACUACAAAGAUUAAUUUAAUAUACACUUAACCUAACUGGGUUUUGUUACCUAUGACAUGUUGCAUGCUUCGCUACUGUGUACUGCCUGAGUUGUGUCUGUUGUGUGCUAGAUUACAGAGGGAAGAUGCUCUGCCACUGUGGUCAGGCUGUUGCUCUGGUAGUGGCGGGGGAUGGAGAGUAUCUGUGCAGUUCAAUUCGUUCCCUCUUGUGAGUCUCCGUUGCAGAGUUCUGUCGUGUUUUGAGAGAGCACCUGAGGCAGCGUGGGAGUUCAGCCCCCGCUGCCCUUUCUAACGUGUCGUCCUAGACCGUGUUGUGGCCGGCCAGGACUCUCGAGAUCUGAUCUCUUGCCAGUUGUAGAUAAGACAAAAAAUUGUGGUUUCAGGGCCUCCAUCUGUUAGGUAAGAAGGACCUUUUGGUAUAAGAAAUUCAUUCGUACCCAGCCCUGGGUGGCUGGUGAGAAGCCACAGAACGUGUGUGGUUAUAAGCGAGUUGUCCAAAGGGCUACAGAGGUCGGUGGUGUCUGAAAGUGGGUAGAUUUCUGCAGGGCUGGGGAUUGGGUCCCUUUUCAUGUCGAUUUAAAAAUAGAAUAGUGAUCGGAAAAGUUAGAUGGUGAGUAAUUAGAAAAAACUACAUUGCUCGUUAUUCUUAUCUGUUGGUGGGAUUUUUUUCCCUUCCGUCAGUAGAACAGAUGCCUCAGUGGCAAAAAACCCCUUUCUUGUAGCCCCUUCUCGUCCCGAGUCGGCUUUCUUCCUGAACUCGUGGCACAGCCUGAGCGAGCAGCACGCUUGGGUGGGUUCUCAGAGGGAUCCUGGAAUUAUAGGGGAGGAGUCCGCCGAUGCUUGUCUAAGAGCUGAGAUUCUUCUGACAUUUUGUAAACUGUAUAUUCCAAAAAUUGGAGUGUUCACUAAAUGCAAAUUAGGCAAAGUAUAAAAAUAUGCAAGAAAAACCAUUCUAAGAUAAUUUCUAAUCCAGGAACAGAUAAGAAUUCUCGAAAUAUACCCCUGUGAAUACUUGGAAGGCAGUAACUGUGAAUGACAGUUCGGUUCAUCUCCCCCUUAAUAUCUGAUUUCAGUGACAGCCAAACAGUGCUGGGUUCGGCGGUUGUUUUUGGUUUUGUUUUUAAAAUCCAAAUAAGAUUCCCUAGUACUCAGCAAUUCUUGGUAUUUCACUCUUUGUCUAAAAUAGUCAUCUAUCUUGUUUUCUCUAAAUCCUAAUGACCACUCUGACGUGACUAUGGAUGACAGUAAAGAAAAUGCUCUGCGUGAGAGCAGACUGCUGGGCCAUUCCUUGGGCCUCCGCCCGCUCCGGUCAGCAGGCCUGGGGGAGAAGGGCGAUGUCCCCUAUUCUAGUUGUCUUUCGCAGCAGUGCCACUCCAAAGUCCAGGGUCUCUAUAGCCUCUGUUUUCUUAGAAAUUACCUGAAUCCACUUACUUUAGUUCCCUGAAGAAGUUGUAGACAUUGUGGGCUAGUUGGUCAUGAGAUGAAGAAAUAAGUUCCAGAGCUGACAUACUGCAUCUUGAAGGCCUUUUGACAUCAGUUAUCACACGCACCUGUCGGUCCCGGGCAUUUCUGUUCCUGCCUUUGUUGGCCUGAGGAUGAAUGUGGAGAGUCCCCCAGUGGGAUCAGCUCCGGGUCGUGUGCCGCGAAUCCUCCUGCUGCCCCUGGAGCGGGAAACAGGGCGGCAUUAGUCUGUUUUAAAGUUGUUUGCAGCUUCACUGCUCUUUUCCUUUUUCCUUUGAAACAUUUUCCAUUAUUUACUUUCCUGUAACCAGUCCUCUGCCAGAUCACAAGAAUGUAAGAUGCUUCUUUGAUUUUUGAUCCCAAGGCCCUUUGGUAGCUGAUGUAGAUAGUCCCUAAGGUCAGAUGACAAACACUGUAAAGCAACCUGACAGGAUGAUUCCUCCCACAGAAGGAUGCAGUGACAGAUUCUGAGAAAUAGUUUGCAAAAUAUUUGAGCCUCUUUUCUACAUCUCACACUGUUAAAUGGACAACGUGUACCAUUGCUGUUUGAUCUUGUCAGAUUGUCUGUUUUGAAAGCCAAAUUCGUAUGCAGCAAAUUACUGAUUGUUCUAACAGUUACUGAAUGUUUAGUGCUUGACUCUGGUAUUUUCCUAAGUUUUGUAUCUCACCUCUGAAAUUUUAAAUUCUAGAAAGAGAGCCCGGGUUAGUCACUUCUCGAGCCCCUCCUCGCUGUGCUGUCCUCUUUCUUUGCCUCUGUCCUCACCGGGACUCUGCAGGUCCGUACUGACAGGGAGCAGAGGGGACAGGCUGUCUGGUAUCAUUUUCUGCCUUGCCAGUAGGGGGUGCAGCUGUGCAGGGUAACUGCCCGGCCUGCUCCCUUCCUGACCCCCAGGAGGUCACGCACUACCUCUGUCUCAUUCAGGCUUUGGGGGACACCCUGAGAAGUCACAUCAAAACUGCCACCUUCAGGUCUCAGAUGUGUUUUAAAAAAUCCUUAUAAACUUCACUUUGUACUUUAGAUUUUAAAACUGGGAAGAAAAUGUGAUGUACUUUGGACCACUUUUUUCAAUUUAUCUACGCCUUAAUGAACAAUGUAUAUACACUUGCAUACGCACACCCCCCACGCCCACCCCAGACUGUUUCCAAUGUGUCAGAGACAAGGCUGUAGCAUUAGAGAUGUGAGCUCAUAUAAUGUUGUAUAGAAAAGGAUAGUUUUCAGUUGUAUGAAAUUUUCCAAGAAGACCUCUCAGUAAACACCUGUCCUUCGUUAACGAUGUCACGCGCAAAGCACCGCAUGUUUAAAAUGCCUGUCUUUUUGUUGGUUGGUUUUAUGUUUGUAAGGAGUAACGACAGGAAUCUAACACGUUGGCUACAGACCUCUGUGUACUGCAUUCUCAACCGUGUAUCAGUGCAUCGAAAGCCUUUCUCAUGACCAUGACCGCGCCUACAGACAUCGUGUCCCUCUAUAAGCCAGUUCGCCCCUCUUACUCAGACUAAUUUCACCUAGAUUGUCACGGUUUCCUUCAUGUUAAUUUUGCGUGACUUCGUUCUUCCUUUAUUAAUAUGUAUGUAAUAUAUAUACAUAUAUACGUACCUAUGCUGUCCAAAUAUAUAUGUAUAUAUUUGUAUAGCAUUUUUACACCUUGUGUAAUCUGGUUUCGAAAGGGAGUGAGAGCUUAAUCCCUUCUACAGUUUUCUCCAAGCUGUAUCCUGAGAAUUCUCACCCUCAGAGCCUGAGAGAACCCCAGGAAGAUGAUGUUAAUUUGCUGUCAUUUCUUAAUUCAGGAUCUAUUAUCAAAUGAAACAUGAAAAAAAAAAAACAGUGACUUUUAAGGUGAAAAGAGUUUCAAGCAUUCCAAAUGAAUUCUCAAUGUUUCAUAACUUUUUAUUAUAAACCCACCUAGUGAUAUAAAGCCACGUACUAUUUGAUACAGUGAUCAACAACCAAACUACUUUGAAAUUUUUUAAAGACCACUUAUGGAUAAUGCUCAUUUUCACAAUCAAAAUAGCUUUAAAAUAUGGUUGAAUUUGAUACACACGGGAAAAGUUUUGUUUAAGAACAAAUCCUUUUUGCUUUUCGUUUUCUUUUUGAGAGAUCUAAAAAGAAAUUGUAGAUUGUUUUCCUGACAGCAGAGAGUAAUGUGACAAAAUGAAGUCGUUGUAAAGAAGUGAUGCAACUUGUCAAAUAUUUAAUAAAGAAUUAUGGAAGCUGGAACAUUU
Messenger RNA from Equus caballus (horse), 11010 nucleotides. RefSeq names its product NEDD4 like E3 ubiquitin protein ligase (gene NEDD4L). Gene Ontology annotation, molecular function: ubiquitin protein ligase activity; protein binding; sodium channel inhibitor activity. NCBI's taxonomy places the organism in Eukaryota, Metazoa, Chordata, Mammalia, Perissodactyla, Equidae. Gene Ontology annotation, cellular component: cytoplasm. Gene Ontology annotation, biological process: ubiquitin-dependent protein catabolic process; protein polyubiquitination; regulation of dendrite morphogenesis. The record is from RefSeq and is a predicted model, not a curated record.